Molecule: messenger RNA, 8730 nt
Organism: Pimephales promelas (fathead minnow)
Lineage: Eukaryota; Metazoa; Chordata; Actinopteri; Cypriniformes; Leuciscidae
Gene: dspb
Product: desmoplakin b
Biological process (GO): wound healing; cell-cell adhesion; intermediate filament cytoskeleton organization
Cellular component (GO): intercalated disc; intermediate filament; plasma membrane
Molecular function (GO): structural molecule activity
Source: RefSeq, a predicted model, not a curated record
ACUGCGCCUCUUCCCAGUGGAGUGUGUUUGUGUGUGUGUGUCGCUCAGUCCAGUUGCGCUCGGAUGAUCUCCACGACUGGUUUCAUCUGGAGCCGCGGAUCUGAUCUCAGGUUCACUUUUAAACUCCGCCAUUUUAGGUGAAACUGAGGCGCAGGCAUGAGCAUGUACGGGUCGCAGCAGCGCGGGCUCAACAUGAUGGGACGCCGCACGGGAUCGCGCAGCGAGAUAAACGCGGCGCCCGCGUAUCCGUACGCGCGCAGUGAGGUGGUGGUGCAGCGGGGGAAUAAUGGGUUCACACAGGAAUAUGUGGAGGGAUUCAACCAGACUUUCUCCAGAGGCUCGAUGAGCGCGGGACAAGUUCCUGCCAUGCCGUCGAUGCAACAGCAGAUCUCCAAUCUGCAGGUCCAGUGUCAGGAAUACCUGGACAAGACCGCAUUUAUAAUAAAUUCUGGCGGAGAUCCAAGCGCUUUCAUGGAGGCUCAGAGUUGUCUGGCGUCCGCUGCUGAAAUCAAUGAACAGCUCCGACUCAUGGCCUCGGACCUUCGCCAGCAGAACGUGCCGUCGGACCGUGUCAUCCGGAGUGUGAAUCUGUUUUCUGAGCAGAUCCGAGAGCUCGAUGCGGUUAUGGCUGGUGUUCAGCAACAGAGCUGGAGCAGCAGGACGGUCCGUCGAACCGUGAGCCGUGAAGAACCCAACCGUUACUAUAGCGACGCCAUGGCCUGGAUCCUCCAGCAGAGGCGGCUGAUCGAGACAGCAUUAUGGGGAGAUGAUCUACCAGCCAUUGAACAGCAGAUAGCCAAUCACAGAGCGUUUCACAGCUCCAUCCAGAGAAGUGAGGAAGUGGAUCGAGCCCGAACGGAGCUGAUGCGCCUAAAAGACCAAAACACAGAUGGAAACAAAUCCUUUCUCAACAAACUGGAGCAAGAAUGGGACGGUCUACAGAAAAGCUCGUACCAGCGCAGCGUUCAGCUCCAGGACCUGCACAACAUCAUCGAGGAGAUCUCGGGUCAGAUCAUGUGGGUGAACGACCGCGAGGAGGAGGAGCUGGUGUUCGACUGGGGCGAUAAAAACAUUGACGGCUACCUCCCGCAGAAACACGAGGCCUUCUCGAAACUCAUGAGUGAUCUGGAGCAGAAAGAAGUUCAACUGAACGUCCUGAAAACGAAGGUGGACAGUCAGAUGAAGAACAAACACCCGGCGUCAGACAAGAUCCAGGCCUACAUGGAGACGCUGCAGACCCAGUGGAGCUGGCUUUUACAGAUCACCAAGUGCAUCGGCGUCCACCUGAAGGAGAACGCACAGUACAGCCAGUUCUACAAGGAAACGUGUGAAAUGAACGCCAAACUGAUGAAAGAGCGCGACGGCCUCUGCAAGAACUUCUCCUGCGAUAAAACCACAGCGCUUCACAAACUGCUGGAUCUGCAACAGGGGCUGGAGAGAGAGAGAGAGCGCCUGACGGAGCAGAGAGCGAUGGUGCAGCAGCUGGUGCUCAAAUCCAAGAGCAUCAUCCGACUGAAGCCCAGAAACCCUGAGGAGAAGAUCACGGGCCGGAUCCUCGUGCAGGCGCUGUGCGACUUCAGACAGGACGAGAAGACGAUCCGUAAGGGAGAUGAAGGGAUCCUGAAGGAUAACUCGGAGAGAACCACAUGGCUGGUGACGGGACCCGGAGGAAUGGACAUGCAGAUUCCCUCUGUGUGUCUGUUAGUGCCGCCACCAAACCCACUGGCCAUCAACCUGGCCAACAAGAACUCUCAGAUUUAUGAGGCCAUUCUAACCGUGUGGAAUCAGCUCUACAUCAACGUCAAGAGUUUGAUCUCCUGGCAGUACUGUCUCCUGGACAUCAGCCGGGUCAACUCACUCACCAUCAGCAUGCUGGCCAAGAUGGGUCCGGAAGAGACCAACAACAUCAUCCGCAGUCUGGAGAUGCACUUCCAGGAGUUCAAGAAGCACAGUCAGGGGUCCGAGCUGUUCGGGGCCGAGGACCAUCAGCUCAUCGAGAAUCAGCUCUCCGGAGCCCAGCAGCACUACGGCAAACUCACGGUGGAGCUGCCCGCGUACGUCGCUGGUGGAGAAGGAUCGGAGUUUUCUACGGCCGUGAGCGUCAGACUCCUGAACGAACUCAACGCUCUGAGAUUCAACGUGGAGCGGGCCGAAUCUUCCCUCGUCACUUUCCUGUACAUCCCGUUAGGAGAGGACGGUCCGGAAGAGUGCAGUCGCCACAUCGCCAGCACACAGGUCUUUCAGAAGGACGUGCAGACUCUGAAGGGAGAGUUCGUGAGUCUGAGAGAAAGCGUUGAGGCUGAACUCAAAGACGCGAAGGACACCGAUAAAGCCAGAUACCUGCGGGGUCAGCUGGAGGUCAUCAGCCAGAGUCUGGCUAACCUGGAGAACUACACCGCCGCACAUCUACAGAGGUUGAGUUUGGUGAAGGCACUGCUGAAAGAUCUGCUGAAGGCUGAAGACGUGGUGAAGGUUUAUGAAGCUCGACUGAUAGAGAAGGAGACGGUGUCUCUGGAUCCGGAAGAGAUCCAGAAAUACCAGAAAGUGCUCCAGAGCAUGCACAGUGAUUUGGAGCAGAAACAUGAUGUCCUGCAUUCGCUGGUGUCUGAUCUGAGUAAAGUGCAGCAGUGUAAUGAUCAGACGGAUCAGGGCCGGUACAGGUGUGUCAUCAACAUCUCCCAGUACGCCGAGCACGUCAGCCAGCUGUCGGACCGAUGGAAGCGCAUCCUUCUACACAUUACCAGCAGGUAUGAUGACCUGGACUCGUUCCUCCCUCAGCUUCAGCGGUACCUACAGGACAGCUCUCGUCUCAGCGGCUGGAUCGACGAAACCCAACGGCAGAUCAACGCUCAGCAGUCCAUCAAGACCGAUGACAUCACAGUGUACGACCAACUCGUCAACCAACAGAAAGCUUUAAACGCCGAUAUAAAGGCGAAGAGAGAGCUGUUGGAGACGGUGCAGAAUAAUGGCGACGCCUGCAUAAAUGCCAUCAAGAACUAUGAGCUUGAAUUGGCCUCUUACGGUGCUGGACUGGAAACCAUGCUCAACAUCCCCAUCAAGAGGACUGUCCUUAAUUCCCCAUCUAAAGUCAUUACAGAAGAGGUCUCUUCUCUAAAUGCACACUACUUAGAAUUGCUCACCCGCUCAAGUGAUCACCACAAACUCCUUACGGCUGCCCAGAAGAACAUGCAAGACCUGAACAUGAUGAAUACCGAAAUUGGGAUGCGCAAUGAGGAAAUUCAGCAGUUGAAAGACGUCAUUUUGAAUCACACUGCCAUGAAUGCCUCUCUGCAGGAGGCUCUCCUUAAAUACAAGCAGGAGCUGGAUGAAUCCCAGAGACACCUGCUUUCUCUGGAAGAGGUAAAGAGGAAUGAGACUUGGAAGUGUAUGACCACACAGGACAGCCUCGACUCUUCUACAAACCGUCUUCAAGAGCUUACGGAAGAAGUACGUCGUCUCAAACAACAGUUGGAAGAUAUGGAGAGGAAAAAGAAAGUCGUGGAGGAGCGUUAUACGUUUUUGCAGGAAGAAUACGAUCAAACCAUGCGCAAGAAAGUCAAAGAGCUCGAGACGGCCAACUGGACCAUGAAGGAUCUGGAGAAGACGGUGUCUGAAAGGACCCGAGAGCUGGAGCGUCUGCGCAAGGAGUUGGAUGACGAGGCUCGGCGCUUCAAGGAGGCGCAGACGGAGCUGGCAAAGGUAAGGCAGGAGCACAGCAUACAGAUACGAGAGGUGAAACAGACCUACGAGUCUCAAAUCCACGUCACUCAGACCAGCAUGCAAAAGCUUUCGCAGCAGAAGGAAAGUGAUUUUGCCUCCAUGCAGCUGGAGUUUGAAAGAGUAGAGGGAGAAUCUAGAGAGUUGAAGGAGCAACUGCAAACGCUUCGUCUUUCCCUCAACCAAGAGGAGGUCGAAAGGAGACGCUUGGAAGAGGAGAUACAGAGACUCAGUGCUUCGAAUGCAGAGGAAAGCCGAAAGAGGCACGAGCUGGAAGCACAAGUCCAGUUGAUGCUUAGUCAGAAACGUGAAGCUGACAACAAAGCAAGGGAGGUACAAGAGAGCUCAAGUCGGACAGUGCAGGAGAAAAGUGUCGAGAUCGUCCGCCUCACACGGUGUCUUGAGGAGGACCAGCGUCUCAAAAGAUCUUUAGAGACUGGAACAAGGCGGCUAGAAGGGGAGUUGGCCGACCUCAGAUCUAAGAACGAAGCCUUGAACGGGGAGUUGUUGCAGCUUCGCUCCUCCGACAGUCAAUUGAGCCUGAUCCGGGUUGAGUUGGAGGCCCAUGCCCUUGAGAAGGGACGGAGUGAACAAACUAUCGUACGCCUGCAAACGCGCAUCCAAGAGCUCCAGGAGGAGCUGAAACGCCUGGAAAGCGAGUUGGAUAAACAGCGGAGAGUGGCGGAAGAGGAGGCCGGCAAGCGAAGGAGAACGGAGGCGCAACUCGAAAAGAGUAGCCAGGCCAUGCGGGAGUACACCACGACAAUCACCACCCUGCGAAAGAGCCAGGAAGAAAUCAGUCUCGAGGCAAAACACACGGACAGCGAAUGCAAGCAGUUGCAGGAGGCCUUAGACCGUGCCUUGAAGGAGAACAAAGCUUCGUCUCAGAGCUUGGCUGCCUUGAAAGCCGAAAUGAACACUUUGAAACUACAGCUCACGCAGGAGCAGGGGCGCGUCCAAGACUUCAGCAAGCGCUACGAGACCCUUCACCGUAGCAUGGAAGAAAAGACUUGCGCAUUGAACAUGGCCACUGCGGAAACCGAGCGCCUGCAGAGGCUCACCGAAACCCUUACUAAAGAUCGGCUCCGCUUGGACGAGGAGUUGCGCUCCGUGCGUCUAGAACACGAGGAGCUGCUCAAAGACAAAAACCGCGGGAAUCGGGAAAUGGCCGAGCAUGUCGCAGCUUUGCAGAAACAGCUCGAGUCCAGCCAGCGUGCCGGUGCAGAGCAUGACAGGCUUAUGCGACAGCUCUCCAGAGAGAGAGAAAAACUGCAACUGGAGAUAGAAAAUGUACAAAAACAAGCCAGAGAGACUUCCUCCGUGAUCCAGACGUCCCAAUCCCAGUGCAGCCAUCUGCAGCAAGAGCGAGAUGGUCUCCUCGAGAAAACGACGGCAAUGGAACAGGAAAUUACGCGCUUGAAAAAACUCGAGGACGAGCUGGAACGAAUCAAACUCUCACUGGAGUCUGAAAUACGUCUCAAAUCACAGAUGCAGGAGGAUAACGAGAGGAUCAAGAAGGAUUUUACCCAGUGGAAGAGCAAAUGUGCGAUUCACGAGGAACAACUUCGACAGCACAUCUCGGAGCGUUCUGGCUUGGAGGGACAAUUUAACUCGGUCAACACCGAGAUGGAGAGGUUGAGGACUCAUCUGAAGGAAGCGGAAGAACGUUACAGGCUGUUGUUGCAGAACUUGGAACAAGAAAGGGCACAGAUGCAGGCGCUUCGAGACUCACAGCAGAAGGAGUUGCAGAAACUGCGGGAGAAAUCAGAAGGUGCUGCCAAAUACACUCAGACAGACCAAACCGACGACUCAUCGCUGGUCUUCGAAGGCGUCCGCAAGAAGGUCACGGCACAACAACUGCGUGACUGCGGUGUGAUUGACAAGGUGACCUUUGAGCAAUUGAUAAACGGGCAGCGGACUGUUCAGGAUGUAUCUGUUGACAUCAGGCUCAAUCUUAAAGGCACAGGAGCCAUUGCCGGGCUGGAAACAGGACCUAAAGGCAAGAUGACCUUCACAGAGGCCAAGAAACAAAAGUUGAUAUCAGAUGAGAGUGGAAACAUGCUCCUGGAGGCGCAAGCUGCCACAGGGUACAUCAUAGAUCCCCGAGCUAAUGUGAAGAUGACGGUUGAGGAGGCUUGUCUGAAUGGACUUGUGGAUGAAGCUGACAAGAACCAGCUGUUGAUUGCAGAGGCCGCCUGUGUUGGGUUCAGGGAUCCCAAAACUGCGAAACUCCUGCCUGCUAGCCAAGCCAUGAAAAAAGGACUAAUCGACCGGGAAACAGCUCUGCGUCUCCUGCAAGCUCAAGAGGCGGCGGGAGGCAUCCUUGAUCCUAUCCUUAGCGUCUACCUCUCCAAAGAUACUGCCAUGGACCGUGACCUUGUUGAUGAGGAUCUUUAUCAAGCUCUAAAUGCCAGACCAGAUUGCUACAUUGAUCCAGACACUGAUCUACAUGCUAGCUAUGUUACCCUCAAGAAGCGAUGCAAGGCUGACCUUAACACUGGCUUGCUCCUGCUUCCAGCUCCCGAGAAACCCUUGACUGUACCGGGACUGCGUAGCGAAGUUAACGUAUCGAAUCUGGUGGAUGCAAAAUUGCUGGAACCUUCGGACGUGGAUCAGUUGAGAGAGGGCAAGAUUACCAUCCAAGACAUUGAACACAGGCUUCGGGCUUAUCUCAGGGGGUCAACUUGCAUUGCUGGGAUUUAUGACGAGGCCAACGACUGCACCUUGCCUAUCUACCAGGCCAUGAAGAAUGGGCUUCUGCGACCUGGCACUACCUUGGAGCUUCUGGAGGCCCAGGCCGCCUCAGGCUUCAUGAUUGAUCCCAUUCACAAUGAGUACUAUACAGUCGAGGAGGCCUGUAAGAAAGGACUGGUGGGUGUGGAGUUCAAAGACAAGCUUCUGUCUGCCGAGAGAGCAGUAACUGGGUACAAAGACCCAGCCACCGAGAAGAUGAUUUCCCUGUUUGAAGCUAUUGAACGUGGUCUCAUAGAGAAAGGGCACGGCAUUCGCCUGCUGGAGGCUCAGAUUGCUAGUGGUGGCAUAAUUGACCCUAAACACAGUCACCGACUUGAUGUUGAUGUGGCGUACCAAAAAGGCUACUUUGAUGAGGAGAUGAACCAGAUUCUUAAAGACGAAGGAGAUGACACAAAGGGUUUCUUCGACCCAAACACUGAGGACAAUUUGACCUACUUGCAGCUGAAGAGCCGCUGCAUCGCAGACAAGAAGACGGGACUGGUGCUUCUGCCUCUUUAUGAUAAGAAAAAGAUCCAGCAGAAGAACUCCUCGAGGAAGAGACGGGUACUGAUAGUUGAUCCGGAAAGUAAUAAAGAAAUGACGGUGCGUGAAGCCUACGAGAAGAAACUCAUAGACUACGAGACCUUUCUGGAAUUGUGUCAGCAAGAGUGCGAGUGGGAAGAAACCGUAAUUACCGCCGCUGAUGGCUCGACCAGUACAGCUAUAAUGGACAUGCAAACAGGCAUUCAGUACGACUUGCAAGAACUGCUAGCUAAGGGAGUGAUUAGCCAAGAUGUCCUUGAUAAAUAUCGUUCAGGAAUCGUCACCCUUACUGAGUUUGCAGAUAUGAUCACCCAAAAGACAAAGACCCUCAGCAAACCCCUUAGCUCAUCUGUCAUCUCCUCCUCAUCAUCAUCAUCAUCUCAGAUGACCAUGAAAAGUCAGACAAUCAAAACCGAAACUGUUAAAAAAGUCGAGAGUACCUCCACUGCCCAAGAUCCAUUCUCAACAAACUCCUCCAAGCAUAUUUCCAGCAUGUCAGUCAAACUGACCCCAUUAGUAGAAAUAAUUGAGGAACAGAGUCCAGUUGGGGCAAUUUUUGACACAGAGAAGCUGGAGAAGAUCAGUGUGUGUGACGCUAUGAAGCGAGGAAUCAUCGAUUCCAUCACAGGGCAACGGCUCCUGGAGGCACAAGCUUGCACCGGUGGGAUUGUGAACCCUGAAACCGGUCGCCGUAUGUCUAUUCAGGAAGCGACCCGCGUCGGUGUCCUCGAUGAGGACAUGGCUAACCGGGUAAAACCUGCCCAGAAAGCAUAUAUUGGUUUUGAAGAUGUGAAAACCAAGCGUAAAAUGUCCGCCGCCGAGGCCGUCAAAGAAAAGUGGCUUCCGUACGAGGCUGGCCAGCGCUUCCUUGAAUUCCAGUAUUUAACCGGCGGGCUUUUCGACCCAGAGCUCGGGAGCAGACGUUCACUUGAGGAGGCUUUGCAAUUAGGCUGGCUGGACAUGAGAUCGGCUCAGAGGCUCCAGGAUUCACGUCACCACCCAAAAACCCUAACCUGCCCCAAGACCAAGCUGCGGAUAUCCUACAAGGAGGCUCUGGAAGCUUGCAUGAACGAGGAGAAGACGGAUGUCCGAAUGCUUCCCGCCGCCACGGUUUCAUCGCGAGGAAUCAGCAGCCCCUACAACCUCUCCAAUCCAGGAUCUGCCUCGGGAUCUCGGAGUGGAUCCCGUAGGGGCAGCGUUGAUUACAGUUUAUCCCCUUCUUCCUCGACCAAAUACAGCAGUUUUAGCUACAGUAGAACCUCUUUCAGCUCCAGAUCACUCUCCUAAACAAACGUUUUGUACCGUGCAACAUUAUACAACAUCAACAACUAUCCAUCAAAGUAUUUUAAGAUAACGGCACGAGAUUAUUAGUAUCGAUAAUCAUCUAAACGAAUCAGCAUUUUUUUGACCACCUUGUGUACAUGUUUGGAAAAUAAUUGCAUUUCUUAAUCUACAUUGAAUGUAUUAAUUUGGACACAUUUAAUUUAGCAUGUUUUCUUAUAUUAUGGGGGUUAUCUGCUUCUGAGUUUUAUUAAACGGAUAUGAAAAUUGUUUAUAACACUAGAUUGGUAAAGAUGUUUUGUUUUUGUUUUUAAACUAAUACUGUUGAAUGGCUGUAUUUUUUUUUUUCUAAAAGUUUCAGUGCCUUCACUUUACCUUUGUACUACCCUGAGUUACUCAGUGACUGUAAUAACUUCAGCUUCAUUGCUUAAAUAAAGAAAGAACUCAUAAAAUGUA